Eptesicus fuscus (big brown bat) is the source of this 3799-nucleotide messenger RNA. It is a transcript of the gene SRXN1, whose product is annotated as sulfiredoxin 1. Gene Ontology annotation, biological process: cellular response to oxidative stress. Lineage: Eukaryota; Metazoa; Chordata; Mammalia; Chiroptera; Vespertilionidae. The record is from RefSeq and is a predicted model, not a curated record. The transcript is spliced from 2 exons. Gene Ontology annotation, cellular component: cytoplasm. Bases 19 to 432 code for a protein of 137 amino acids. Gene Ontology annotation, molecular function: sulfiredoxin activity.
CAGGCGAGCGGCGGUGCGAUGGGGCUGCGCGCGGGAGGAGCGCUGGGUAGGGCCGGGGCGGGCCGGGGGGCGCCCGAAGGACCCGGGCCCAGCGGCGGCGCGCAGGGCGGCAGCAUCCACUCGGGCUGCAUCGCCGCGGUGCACAACGUGCCCCUGAGUGUGCUCAUCCGGCCGCUGCCGUCUGUGCUGGACCCGGCCAAGGUACAGAGCCUGGUGGACACGAUCCGGGAGAACCCAGACAGCGUCCCCCCCAUUGAUGUCCUCUGGAUCAAAGGAGCCCAGGGUGGUGACUACUUCUACUCCUUCGGGGGCUGCCACCGCUACGCAGCUUACCAGCAGCUACAGCGAGAGACCAUCCCUGCCAAGCUUGUCCAGUCCACCAUCUCAGACCUAAGGGUGUACCUGGGUUCUUCCACGCCGGACUUGCAGUAGCAGGCUCUUUGGCACCUGCCACACUCCUGAAAGCCCAGAAGAAGAUAUACCUGGUUUCCUGUGGGCUGGGCUGUGCAGAAGGUGUAGCAGGGGAGCAUUCUCUUUGCGCCUGGAGGGAGGAGGGUCUGACUCUAAGCACCCUCUUUGCUAGCUACAAGACCUUGGACUCACUCCUGAAUGGCAUGGGACCCGGGUCCCACCGCUGUGAAAAUGGGUCAUGUCUUUGCUUUUGAGGGAUUAUUAAGAGGUUGAAAUGAGAAAGGAGAUGGGUUUGGAGAACCGCAUGUGGCUGGCUCCACAUUCCCAAGGACAAGGAUCCUUCUGCAUUUUUGUCUUUGUAUAUCCUAUUAUGUGGAAUACAGUUAGCUGUCAGUAAAGGAAAACCUAGGUUAACAAAGAAAGGUUUGUUUUUCCACAUAGCAUCAAUUUUGGAGGCAGAUGACUAACGGUAUUGCUUUAACAACUUAGCGAAGGUAGGCCACACAUCUCGGUGGUCCUUUCAGUCUUUCCCUCAUUGCUUGUGACUUCAUGGUCACAAGAUGGCUGCUUCACCUCUAGGAAUCAUGGGUAUAUUCAAGGAGGAAAGUAGUGGGGGAGAAGGAAGGGCUGAGCCAGCUGGGCCUGUCAACUUCUAUCAUAAAGUCAGACCUUGUUCAGAGGCCUUUGUCCUGCUCUCUGCCCUGCGUAGUUCCACUUAGGUCUCCUGGGCCCAAAGCAGCUACCAUUGCUACCCCAAAAUGCAAAGAAAGCUAAGACAGCAGGAAACAGAAUUGUCACAGUUGAGUAGACCAAUCAUAUCCCAUCUCCUGCGACUGGCACACUGCCUCCUGGAGCAAAAUCGGAAUCCCACUACAAAGAGAGAAAUGAGUAAUUGUAUCAGCUAGUCUCUGCUGUGUAACAUACCAUCCCCAACCUUAGCAGCUAAAGACAAGUCGUUUAUUUAUCCACAAUUCUGUGGGUUGGCAGUGUGGACUGGGUAUAAUCUGGACAGUUCCGAUGUCGCCUAGGGUCAUCCCUAGGACUGCUUGCAAUCAGCUGUCAUCUCAGAUGGAUCAAGGAUAGUCUAACGCACUUGUCUGUCAGUUGGCGGGCUGUUGGCUGGGUGACUAGUUCUCCUCUAUGUGGCCUCUCCAGCAGGCUUGCUCAAGCUUAAUCACCUGAUGGCCUCAGGAUUCCGAGAGAAUGGGAAUAGGAGCUGUGAGGCUUCUUGAGUUCUCUGCCCAGAAUUGGUAUAUCUGCUAAGUUUUUUUGAUCAGAACAAAUCAUAAGGCUAGCCCAGAUUCAAGGCGUGGGGAAACCGACUAUUCCUCUUAGAGAAACUGAACAUCUCUCACAAACUAUUUGCAUAGGCAAAUAGCAGUGCUUCUCUCUCACUCUCUUGCACACGGCAUCUCUGCCCUGGCUGAAGUCACUAAGACAUUGUCCUGGGCCCUAAAUCUCAGGGAAGAGGUGAUAGGGCAGGGUGGAUUUCUCCCAGGGCUGGGCUCACUCUACUAGGGACAUUUCAUUAUCUGCGCUGGUGGGAGGGGGUAGGUCAGGUGGGACAUUGCAGAGGGGCUCCUGGGGGGAUGGGAAGGCAGAGGAAGGGUGUAGAGUGAGGCAGGCCUUGCUCUCCCUGCCUGCCUUAGGGAGCUGGUUUGGACCAACAGAUCUUGGUCACUUGGCAUUUUCAAGUCUCAGUUUCCCAAGCCCAGUAAUGAAGGCAAUAGCUUUCCCACCCAUUCCCUGUCCCAGGGAAGGAUACUAAGGUGAGCAAUAGAAUUUAAAAAGAACGUAGUCCUAAGUGCAGUGUGAUAGCCUGGAUUGAAUCUUGGAACAAAAAAAAAACAACAAAAAAAAAAGGACAUUAGUGGAAACCCUGGAACUCUAAACAAGGCCUGGAUUUUAGUUAAUAAUAACACACCAAUGUCAAUCUCUUAGCUGUAACAACUCAGUACCAUGUAAGAUGUUGACGCUGGGGUUGGCUGGGAAUGCUCAGUACUAUCUUGGCAACUUUUCUGUAAAUCGAAAAUCAUUCCGAAAUAAAAGUUUAUUUAAUAAAAAGAGGAGUGAAUUACUUUAGGCCAGUGGUUCAGUUCUCAAACUGGUUUGUUAAAACAGAGUUUUUAAUUCAGUAGGUCUGGGGUGGGACCAGAGAAUUUGCUUUUCUAACAAGUUCCCAGGUGCUGCUGCGGCUGUUCAGGGACCUCAAUCUGGGAAUCACUGAUCUAGGCUGCAUCAUGGUGACACCCCCUGAACCCCCACUGGGCUGACUUCUAGGGGAUCUGUGUUCUAGGGCCAGCUUGUGCAUGCAUUUCACUGUGACAUUGGACAAGCCCUUCCCUGGGGCUUUUUUCCAAGCUGUCAAAUGGACUGUCUAUCCCUAAGGUUGGUAGCAAGGAUCAGGAUGGUAGCAAGGAUCAGGAAUCUAUAGAUAUGAUUUGUAGACUCUGCUGCCGUGAGGUGCCACCAUUUCACGUGAGUAAUGAAUGAUCUUCUGCAACCAUUGACUAGAGUGACAGAAUGGUUGCCCCUUCCUGAAAGGGCUUUUUCUUCUGGCAGAUAAGAUUCAAGCAGGCAACGCUAGGGGCCCUGCCAGGCACUGUUUGGGGAGAGCAGAACAGACUUGGAGUGGGAGGGGUUGGUCCUUCUGAAGGAAGAGGAGGUAGGUUUUGAAGGGUGAAACCUAGUUGCUCAGUGGAGAGAGCUGCACUUCCCUCUUGCGCCAGCAGGUGGCGAUGCUUUCCGGCCUGACGGAGCCAGCCAGGCCUCUAGCCGGCAGAGCUAUGGGAAUGGGGCGGGUGGAGGGGCCUGGCUGAGAGGAGGCCCUGGGAAGCAGGGGUUCAGGCAUGAGUAGGAGACUCAGCUGGGAGUCUGUAGUUUCAGAUUGUCCUUAUUCUGACCGCUCUUGCCUUGUGUCCUUGCACACAUCACGAUGUCUGGGGAUGCUGAGCCAGCUGGUCUCAGGCUCAGCAAAGGUGGCACCUCCUCCAAGAAGCUUCCCGAUUCUCUAGGCUGAGCUACAUGUCUCUUCUGGGCUCCCCUGAUCCAACAGUGUGUCCUCUCCCCAAACAAACCACUGCCCCCAGGAACCUGGGUUCAAUGAAAGGCAGUGGUAGAUUUAAACACUUUUUAAACAAGUUACAAGUUAUAUGUGAGUAUAUUCACCUUUAAGUCACUGAGAUAUGAAAAUGCUGAGUAAUUAAAUAUUUAAAAAUUUAAAUAUUAGAGGGAAUCUGAAGUCCACCAUGAGGCCUAGUGUUGGUUGUCCCUUUGCCUCCCUUGUUGGGACGAUUGCCUUCAUUGAUUUGGCAUGUACCCUUCCAGAACCUUUCCUAACUUUGUAGUAGUGCUAGUGUGUGCGAGUAAAGAACGCUUUUCUUUUAUA